Messenger RNA from Cottoperca gobio, 3235 nucleotides. RefSeq names its product polycomb protein SCMH1. Gene Ontology annotation, biological process: negative regulation of DNA-templated transcription. The record is from RefSeq and is a predicted model, not a curated record. Gene Ontology annotation, molecular function: histone binding; chromatin binding. Lineage: Eukaryota; Metazoa; Chordata; Actinopteri; Perciformes; Bovichtidae. Gene Ontology annotation, cellular component: nucleus.
GGCAAAACACCCCCUCCUCAUCUUGUAGAGAGAGGAAAAAAAAUGGCGGACAAGCGCUAAAUCUACAUCAGAAACAAACACACACGUUACAAAGCAAGACGGAAGCACACAGGGACCGGGCCACUUUAAUUUGGACGCCACCCCCCCCCCCCCCUUGGCGGAGGAAAAAGGCGCACUUCCAUUGAAGAGGAAAUCAUCCGGGAAGGAGAAACGCUGCUAAACGGUGAUGAAGUUUUAAGCGGAGGCCACUGUUGUGUUGUGAGCUUGGUCAGUAUUGUUGGAGCAUGAGGAAACCCGUGCCACAGAAAGCUAUAGAGUGGAAAGAUGCCAGAAGGAUCAAGCAUGCCCGGAGUGGACGGCCCUCCCGGGUGCCCUCGCAGUACCAAGGACAUUUCAGUUGGGAGAAAUACCUCAAAGAGACGGGUGCCAGCGGUGCACCCUCUGCUUGCUUCAGACAGAGCCUCACGCCUCCACUUAACGAGUUCAAGGCCGGUAUGAAGCUGGAGGCCCAGGACCCGCGGAACACCACGUCCACCUGCAUCGCCACGGUAGUGGGGCUGACGGGCUCGCGGCUGCGGCUGCGCCUGGACGGCUCCGACAACAAGAACGACUUCUGGCGCCUCGUGGACUCUUCGGAGAUCCAGCCCAUCGGCAACUGUGAGAAGAACGGAGGCAUGCUGCAGCCCCCCCUCGGUUUCCGUCUCAACGCGUCGUCUUGGCCCAUGUUCCUUUUGAAAACACUAAAUGGAGCCGAGAUGGCACCGUCUCGCAUCUUUCACAAGGAGCCUCCCGCCCCGGAGCAGAACUCCUUCCAGAUAGGCAUGAAGCUGGAGGCGGUGGACCGCAAAAAUCCUCACUUUAUCUGCCCGGCCACGGUGGGUGCACUGCGCGGCGUCGAGGUGCUGGUCACCUUUGACGGCUGGCGGGGAGCCUUUGAUUACUACUGCCGCUAUGACUCGCGUGACGUCUUCCCUGUUGGCUGGUGCGCCCUCACCGGAGACAACCUUCAGUCGCCUGGCACCAAAGUAGUGUUGCCUAAGAGCCUUGGGCCAUUGACGGACGGGAGUGUGGAGAGCCCAGCCAUGCACCCCACGCCCACGAUGGGCAGACCUCCAGGUCAGAGAGGACGCAAGCCAGGCCGCAGGAAAACCAAGGUGACGGGGCUCUGGAAUCAGAAAGGCUCAGUGUUGGGACCUCAGAGCAUCCAGCCAGUCAAAGUCCAUGAGCCCAUCAAGAUCCCCAAGAAACGAGGGCCCAAGCCCGGCAGUAAGCUGGGCUGGGCAAAGAGAGCCGGCUGGCUGGAAGAUGCCAUGGCCGGCCCCGGGCGACCAGUGACGGGCCCCGGGCGAACCAGGGGCAGACUGCCUGCCAACUGGGCACAGAGGAUAGCUCUGCAGCAGGCCCAGACUCAGGCAGAAGAACCCAUCAAAAUUCCAAAGAAACGAGGGCCCAAGCCUGGCAGCAAGAGAAAACCACGCGUGGUACCUAAUCCAGUCCCCACGUCUCCCACCACCAGCACUCCCGAGCCCGACACCAGCACCGUGCCUCUGGACAAUGCCACCAUCCCCAACUCUGCACUACAGGCCCCCACAGUUUGUGUGUACCUUAACAAGUACGGCAAGGCGGGACCUCAUUUGGACCAGAGGCGUAUCCAGCAGCUCCCGGACCACUUUGGGCCGGGCCGGGCCUCCUCGGUGCUCCAGCAGUGUGUUCAGGCCUGCGUGGACUCCGCCCACAACCAGAGCACCGUCUUCUCCUGCCUCAAGUCUGGACAAGGAGGCGAAGUCAUUUCAGCCUACUUCGACCAGCAGCAGCACACCCUGACGCUGCCCACAGUCAGCAGCGUCACCUACGUCCUCCGCUUCCUGGAGAAGCUCUGCCACAACCUUCACUGCGACGCUCUGUUUGGCAGCCAGCCCGUCGCCAGAGGAGGCCUGCACUACGACAGUCACACGUACACCACAGUGAAAUACAGUCUGCUGCACUCUGCACCUUUCUCUCCUCUACAUGUGUCACGCGUGGCUCCUCCCUCUCCAGAGAGGAGAAGUUUUGGAGACGGUCUAACGACGGGCCGAGGCUCCAAGCGCUUCCUCCAGGACUACAACAGUCCACUGCCUCAGAAACUUUGCAAAAUCCCCCGGCACUCCACCGACGGUGAGUCCUUCAUGGAGAACAGCGUUGCCGCAUCGGAGCACUUAAAGAAGAGCCCUCUCUCUCCAAACUCUACGUCACAAACUCCCGGCCUGAGGUCUCCCUCCAAGCUGCUGCAUCACGACAACUCUACAGGCUCGGGCAGUUUUCGGGGGAGUGGUCAGGACCCCAACGUGUGGACAGUGGAGGAUGUCAUGCAGUAUAUCAGACAUAUCGACCCAGUGCUGGCACCACAUGCUGAACUUUUCAGGAAACAUGAGAUUGACGGUAAAGCACUCCUAUUGCUGCGUAGCGACAUGAUGAUGAAAUACAUGGGCUUGAAGCUGGGUCCCGCCCUCAAACUCAUCUUCCACAUCGACAAACUCAAACGGGCUUGAGGAGGUCAGUCGACCGGCCGCGGACUUCCAAAGGACAAAACUCCGACCACAUCUCUCUGUUCGUUCUAGGAUCAGUAAAUCAUGCACUUCAUAUGGGACAUUUACUGACCUUUUUUACAUGUAGCAACUUCCAUCAGACCACGAUAUCUGGUAUUACAUACCCCUGUCCUGACCUCAUCCAAUGAGGAAUGUUCAUUUUGUGUAGCACAAUCCAGCCCGAAGGCAGCAUGGGAUACGUAGGAUCACCCACUUGAAGACUCAUGUGGCCAUUUUAACUGUAAAAGGCUUUUUUUGGGGCCUUUUUCUAUUAUGUUACAUUUAUUCUGUACAUUUCAUAUUUUGUACUUCACGGAUAUAUGGACUUGUAUUAUUGCCUUUUUCAACGGUUUUUUUUGUGGGUUAUGCUUAAAAGAACCAUAAAGGAAGAAAAGAAAACACUAUAUUCAUCCCAAUAGUUGGUCAACGUCUCAGUUUGAGGCACGAUUUUGCAACUACACCAAUAUUAUAAAAGGAAAAAAAACCAAUUUAUUCUGAAAAUACUGCCAUGAAGAAAUCUGUUUCUUAAUUCUUAUUCUGGAUGUUGUUUACAAUGCCUUGUCUUGUCUUUGUUAUUUGUACUUUUUUAAUUUUUAUACUAUAUUAUUAGAGUUCCUACAUGGAGAGCCCUAUCAUACUUAACAUUGUUCAAUAAAUAUAUAAUAAUUCAA